Messenger RNA from Oreochromis niloticus (Nile tilapia), 608 nucleotides. Its product is annotated as perforin-1-like. Gene Ontology annotation, biological process: T cell mediated cytotoxicity; defense response to virus; immunological synapse formation. The record is from RefSeq and is a predicted model, not a curated record. The transcript has 5 exons. Lineage: Eukaryota; Metazoa; Chordata; Actinopteri; Cichliformes; Cichlidae. Gene Ontology annotation, cellular component: membrane. The coding region runs from base 249 to 608 and encodes 119 amino acids. Gene Ontology annotation, molecular function: wide pore channel activity.
GGUCGCAGCAUACACCAACCAGAACAGCAUCGACUGGAAGUUACCGUGUGUCCAACAGCCCUCCUCUCAGUGCUGAGUUCAGUAGAGAUUUGGCCAGACUGCCAGCUACCUGCAGCUAUGCAACCAGAGCCCAGUACAGACGCCUCAUAGACACAUACGGACACACUAUAUUCACCAGCAGCAGGGGUCCCGACCUGGAUUCCAAGUGUUGUCCUAAAGAGACUCAGAGGGGAACAGUGACGAUAACCAUGAUCCAAGCCUUUGGUCUGAAAGGAGAUUUUUGGGGCAAGACUGAGGGAUAUGUGAAGAUCUACUAUGACUACCCUAGGUACCAGACCAAUGUGAUCCGAUCUAACUCCCCCUCCUGGAUCACCUAUUACCGUCUGGAAAACGUGAAAACAAGCAGUCCUCUGAGGAUUGAAGUCUGGGACAAAGAUGCGUGGUUUGAUGAUUGGCUAGGAUCAUGUGUGAACUACCUGACUCAAGGUACAAACACAAUCAGAUGCUCCCUUCAGAGAGGCGGCACUGUUUUUGUCAACUACACUCUGACGUGUGACUGUCACCUGACUGGACCCACCUGUAACAAAUACCAACCAUCUCCACAGUGA